This is a messenger RNA of Lycium barbarum (goji berry), 918 nucleotides long. Its product is annotated as transmembrane emp24 domain-containing protein p24delta7-like. Gene Ontology annotation, biological process: intracellular protein transport; endoplasmic reticulum to Golgi vesicle-mediated transport; Golgi organization. Lineage: Eukaryota; Viridiplantae; Streptophyta; Magnoliopsida; Solanales; Solanaceae. The record is from RefSeq and is a predicted model, not a curated record. The transcript has 3 exons. Gene Ontology annotation, cellular component: endoplasmic reticulum; Golgi apparatus; endoplasmic reticulum-Golgi intermediate compartment. Bases 134 to 691 code for a protein of 185 amino acids.
UUAAAAAAAUAAAAAAUGAAGGACCAAUGUAAGGACAUAGUUGAGAUCCAAUGCUCAAAUUCACACCUCCUUAUCCCUUCUCACAUUCUCUUCACCCCACUAAACCCAAUUUAGUCUCUGUCUUAAUUUGUUAAUGGUGAUGAUUUUGAGAAACGAGAUGUGGAGAUUAAUCAAGAUCCUAUAUCUUUUGAUUUGCGUGAUCAUAGUAUUAUUAUCAUCGUUGGUAGAUGCAAUUCGAUUCGACCUGAUAUCUGGAACGACAAAAUGUAUAACAGAAGAAAUAAUGCACGAUGCCAUGACCGUCGGCAAGUACUCGGUCGUCAAUCCUAACGAAGGUUACCCCUUGCCCGACAAUCACAGGAUCACUGUCCGGGUAACCUCUCCGUAUGGAAACAAUUAUCACUAUAUGAAUCAUGUGGAAUCUGGUACUUUUGCCUUUACAGCAUCUGAGGGAGGUGACUAUAUGACUUGUUUAUGGGCUGUCGAUCAGAGGCCACCCCUAAACUUGUCAAUCGACUUUGAGUGGAAAUCUGGUGUUGCUGCUAAAGAUUGGUCUAAUAUUGCCAAAAGAGGCCAGAUACACGUACAGACGCUCGGUUCGGAGAUCCGCCAACUUAGGUCAUCAUUCAGCUAUUUUGGACUGCUCCUUUGUUCCGGAGCUAGCUUGUGGUAUAAUCUCCUUAUGUUGUGAUCGUAUGUGUUUGUUUGGGUACGGCGGGGCCCUGUCCCGCCACAUAAUACGGUCAUUACUCUUAGAGGUCUGUGGACAUCUGUGUGGGUCUGUUUACAGUUGUUGAUGCGUUUUAUGUUUUUGACUUAAGUUUGGGGCGUACCCAUUCGUAAUGGCAGCCUUGUCAGCUUGCAUAUGUGUGUAUGUUUGGUAUUUUGUAUAUCGUGGCAGCCUUGUCGGCUUGCUUA